CAGCUGUAGUGGUUGUGGUAAACCUAGUGAUGAUUUGAAAACUGUCCACUCAAUAAGGGAAAACAGGAAAGUUCUAGUGAAAAUGUACAAAAUACAUUCGGAUUCGCUGUAAUUAACGCAAUUAAAUCACCCGGUGACAUCAUCACGGUCAUGGCCAAUGGCAGCUAGACAAACUGGUCACCAUCUCCAAUGCCUGGUGGGGGCUGUGGGGAUUUCAACAAACAAUAUGAGAAAAACAGCAAGUUUCAGUUCGUUCGUAGAUUUCGAGUGAGUGUCGUCAGCAAAUUGUCGCAAAUCCACUCAAAGUCCCAUGUGGCUGGCCGCCAACGUAGAUUGUUGACUAGAAGAGCUGCGGAAAUGGGAAAUGAGAAUAGCUGGAACGACUAUGGGCGUCGAAUCUCAAAGGUGAUUUUUGCCUUUGUUGAGUACGUGUUCCAAGUGCUGUUUGGGCUGGUGUAUGGAGGCGGCGCCAAGCAGUCAAUGCCCCCUAUUGAGGAUCUGCUGCUUUUGGAGUCAGCCAGUACAAUUGCCUUGAAGAUCCGCACUCAAAAAAUUACCAGUGAACAAGUACUGGAUUCUUUCAUCGAACGAAUCAAACAAGUGAAUCCAGUGUUAAAUUGUGUGGUAGCGGACCGCUUCGAUGAAGCGAGAAAAGAAGCACAAGAAGCGGAUCAGCUCAUUCAAGCGCAAAGAAUUCCUCAGGAAACCUUAGCCAACGAAAAACCCUUUCUAGGCGUGCCUUUCACUACCAAAGACUGCAUACCGGUAAAAGGUCUAAUCCAUUCUUCAGGGCUGUUUAGCCGCAGGCACAACCGAGCUGAAGCAGACGCUGCGGCAAUUUCGCUUCUGAGAAAAGCGGGCGCAAUCCCCAUUGGUCUGACCAAUGUGUCUGAGCUGUGCAUGUGGUGGGAAAGUGCCAACAACAUUCAUGGUAGGACGAACAACCCUUACGAUACCACCCGAAUAGUGGGCGGCUCAUCGGGUGGAGAAGGGUGUGCUCAAGCAGCUGCAGCCAGCGCGUUUGGCAUCGGAUCCGAUAUUGGAGGCUCAAUUCGUAUGCCAGCUUUUUUCAAUGGUAUUUUCGGUCACAUGCCGACCCCCUUAACUGUUCCGUUGACCGGGCAGUAUCCAGCUCCAAUCUCAGAAGAACAGACCAAAUUUUUGAGAAUCGGCCCGAUGUGUCGAAGGGCGGAGGAUCUUCUACCAUUACUCAAAGUAAUCAGCGGCAAUUCGCCAAAACUACGCUUAGACGAGCCAGUACAAAUAAAAAAUAUAAAAAUUUUCUAUCAGGAAACCGACGGAGGUUCAAAGUUGGUGUCGACGGUUUCGCCCGAUAUCAGAGAGUUGUUUGGAAAAAUUUCUAGUCACUUUGAGAGAGCGCACGCCAUUAGAGCCACCAAGGUAUCGUUAAAACGAUUUAUCAAAAGCGGGCCAAUGUGGUUUGCGAACAUGAAGGCGCCAUCGGGACCCACAUUUGGGGAUCAACUAGCCAAUCUUAAGGGCAGAAUCAACCCCUGGUGGGAGCUGUUCAAAUGGAUGUUUGGGAAAUCAAACCAUUCGUUCAUUGCAUUGGCUACUUGCCUUGUUGAGAAAGGAGGUUGUAGCUACGGGGACGAAAAAUAUCAGUACCUUGUCAAAGAAAGAGAUGCGCUCAGAUUGGAGGUGUUGGAUCUGCUAGGGGAUGACGGGGUGUUUUUAUACCCCACUCAUCCUACUUCAGCCCCUUACCAUCACCAACCUCUAGUCAGACCAUUCAAUUUUUCAUAUACAGGUAUAAUCAACGUGCUGAAAUUCCCAGCUACGCAUAUACCAAUGGGACUAGAUCGUCAUGGUUUACCAAUUGGGGUGCAGGUGAUUUCGCGUGAAUGUAACGAUCGGUUGUGUUUGGCUGUGGCUAGAGAGCUGGAGAAAGCCUUUGGAGGCUGGGUGCCGCCAGGUGGGAUAGCCUGAAUGAUGAUUAAUGUAUGGUAUGAUUUAACGAUAAAAAUUAUAUUUGUAAUCAUUCACAAGAGUUAAGCGCACAACUGAACCCUUUUGCUUGUCCGCUGACAAAGCAUUGAGAAUGAUCCAAAGAUUUCAGUCAAUCAAUCAUAUACUUAUGCCUUUACCAAGUAGAGAAUAUUUUUUAAUCCAAAACAAUUUAUAUUGUGUGCCAAUGACAAUUGCAUCAACAUAGCGCUUUUUGUGGCAUUUCAACAUAUUCCCAGUUAAGUUUUACUUUAACUGAAAACCUGGGAAAAAUUGCGCCAAUUGUUUAAGGGCCCUGUUAUACUAAAACUGCAAAUCUCGAACUUAACAUUCGAAGUAUUUCGAAUAUUUUUUAUGCAUAAUGUUGGUGAUUUCCUAUAUUUAUUUUUGUACAAUUUUUACAAGUAUCAAGUGAGCAGUUAGAAACGGAUAAAUUGUCCGUUUGUUAAAGGCCGUUUAGUGAAUAAUUAUUGUAAAAUAUUAUCAGACAGGGCCAUGGAUGUAGUAUCUGAUUGGUUAACAUGCUGUUUUUAAGUUGACAGUAUAUUGCAUUUAUAAUAUACAUGGCGAUCUAUUUUUGUAUUAUCUACAUCAGAACGUAUUUUUGAUCUACUUAAGUUUACAAAUAUUUACACAAAUUGCAUAGAAAGCCUAUAUGUAUGUAAUUCGUGACAAAUUCAUUGUUGUUUAUUAUUACAAUUUCAACAUCAUUGUUGAAGUCUGUAUUAUCUGUUUUCGGAUAUUUUUAAGGUACCUAUCAGAAAUUAAAUGGUUGCAUUUUA
Dendroctonus ponderosae (mountain pine beetle) is the source of this 2750-nucleotide messenger RNA. RefSeq names its product fatty-acid amide hydrolase 2. The transcript has 8 exons. The record is from RefSeq and is a predicted model, not a curated record. Bases 190 to 1950 code for a protein of 586 amino acids. NCBI's taxonomy places the organism in Eukaryota, Metazoa, Arthropoda, Insecta, Coleoptera, Curculionidae.